GUUAGUGAUAAGUCACUCAUCGAUAGAAGCCAAAUUUUUCAAGUCCCUUACACGCCGUUGAGCAUUUCUAAAAAUGAAAGCAUCUCAGAGUUUACUACUUCUUGCUCAAUUAGGUGUCACGCUAGUAGAGGCACGUGUCUCGACCUACAAUGGCACAGAAAAUAGCACAGUUCCAAUCUAUCCGUUGAGCUCCGACGGCUAUUUCGACUUUGUCUUGACGGAAACACUCGCUCUUGCGAAUGGUGGUGGCACCGCCACCAGCGAGGUCCUUCGCCUAGCCAGCCAAAUAGUGCCUGGCGACUUUGAUAGCUGGUUCGAAGAGUAUGACUGGAUGGGAGAUCAGAUAUAUGGCCUUGCUCAGAAAGCCAAGACCUCGAUCACAAGGCGUGGCGCCCUGUUCCGGGCAGCAUCUUACUGGCGCCUUUCCAGCUUUUUCCUGACCGGCAACUCGAGCGACCCUCGACUUUACGAGAAAUGGGACCUUGGGCUCGAUGCUUUCAAUGAAGCUAUUUCUUUGCUGCCAGUGCCCGGUGAAAACCACACCAUUGCUGGCUCCCAGUAUGAUAUACCCUACUACUUCUUCAAGGCUAGCACGGGCCAGGAGAAACGUCCAACUCUCGUCGUUGGAACUGGGUACGAUGGGCCGCAGCAGGAACUGUGGCAUCAGCUCGGCCAAGAAGCCCUUGACCGCGGAUACAACUUUGUUACGUACGAAGGGCCAGGGCAGCCUACCGUUCGAAGACAUGACCAGGCCGGCUUUAUCGCAAACUGGUCCGAAGUGGUAUCCCCUGUCGUCGAUGAGAUCAGCAGGCGCGCCGAUGUCGAUUCAGACAAUCUAGCCUACAUAGGCCUCUCGUUUGGAGGUCAACUCGCACCACGUGUCGCUGCUUACGAGCAUCGUUUCAAGGCCAUUCUGUCUGUUGACGGGCUUGCUGAUAUGCAAGAUGCAAUUCUAUCUCAACUCCCGGAGGCACUUGUCGAGGCCUUCAACUCUGGGAAUGCGACGUACUUCGACGAGGUCUUUUCGUAUGCCCUUGCUCAGCCGCCGCGAAACACACAGUUCGUGUGGGUUACCGGCCAGGGCCUGUGGUCAUUCAACACCGAGUCUUACUUUGACUGGCUGACCCAACUCGGCACUUUCAAGGUGUCCCAGGAGCUCGUCGACGACAUAACCACCGUGCACUUGUUUGUUGGCGAGGGCCAGGAUGAUAGACUCGCGCCCGGACAGCCGCUUGAACUUGUUGGGCUCUACAAUAGCUCGACGCAGGUACACGACACCAGGUAUCAUCUCUUUCCCACAGAUUUGGGAGCUGGUGAGCAUUGUCAACUUGGCGCGGAGCCUCAGCUAGCUGGAGAGAUCUUUGAUUGGCUUAGUGGUAUUUUUUGAGUCGUGCGUACUGGUUUCAAGAGAUGGUUUAGCAUCCGUCUUGGAGGUACAAAAGAUUGAUUGUCUAGAUUACUUCUGAGGACUGAAUUAUGAACCUACGGGAGUAAGUACUCCGGCGAAUAAUAGUC
Molecule: messenger RNA, 1515 nt
Organism: Truncatella angustata
Lineage: Eukaryota; Fungi; Ascomycota; Sordariomycetes; Amphisphaeriales; Sporocadaceae
Product: Alpha/Beta hydrolase protein
Exons: 2
Coding region: 74-1387 (437 amino acids)
Biological process (GO): proteolysis
Molecular function (GO): serine-type peptidase activity
Source: RefSeq, a predicted model, not a curated record